Molecule: messenger RNA, 846 nt
Organism: Pocillopora damicornis (cauliflower coral)
Lineage: Eukaryota; Metazoa; Cnidaria; Anthozoa; Scleractinia; Pocilloporidae
Source: RefSeq, a predicted model, not a curated record
ACCUCAUUAGUCAACCAAUCAUUUUUUAUUAGGAUCAGUUAUAAAAACAGGAAAGAAAAGAAAAUUAUUUCAUUAGUUCUAGCGUGCGAAGAAGAAGACCAGAGGACGCUAUCUGAGAACCCCAGUGGAGACCACGUGAACCACUACACAGGACACUGCUACCCACCUCUGCUCACCGUUGUCGCUACCCUCUUUCGUACUCAUCUCUUUUUCAUUUCUUGAACAUUUUUUCUUGGCAGAACAUGCUUUUGACGAUCAUAGUCUUCGGUCUCGUCGCCCAACAUUUUCUAGGCUGUGAUGCUGACUCUCCUUACACCCCAAAAGGAAAAGGAGGCGAUGUGGUUGCCGAUGUUGUAGAGAUGAUCAAUAGCUUGGGUAUAUUUCCAAACGAUCACAAGUUCCUUUGUCGCGUUGCCUGGGUCGAGUCCAAAUAUGGAGUGGCGCCAGGAACGUAUAGGCCAUCUUAUUACGGGGGAAUUUGGCAGGUGGACGCUAUUGGCUAUCGCGAAACAGUUAUCCAGCAAGGCCUAAGGAAGUACUGGGACCGAAUUAAGGAGCGACUGCAUAUAGACUGGGAAAAAACUUCAUGGUCAGAUUUGGAAAAGCCGCUGUACUCCGGAUUGGCUGCUCGAUUGUUUCUUGCCAGGAUUCCUGCUCCUAUUCCAGCUGACCUUACUGCUCAAGCUCAGUACUGGAAGAAAUAUUACAACACUUCAGCUGGGAAAGGAACCGUGCAGAAGUUUAUUAACGAUGUUAAACAAGCUACAGGGUGUGCUGCGUGAAAAAUUCCAAAUGAAUCAUCCUAUCUGUAGCUUGCAAGAAACAGGAUAACAAUAUAUUAAAGAG